AUGCCCUCUCCCGAUAAACCUCGUCAAUGUGCUUCUUGCCUAAUUUGUGGAAAUUCAACAAUUGAAUUUAAUUAUGGCGUUGUCUGCUGCAAUGCGUGCAAAAUGUUCUACCGUCGUGCAAUCAAAUCAAAAAGUCGUGAGUGUGCUGGUUGCAAUUCCAGGAAAUGCAGAUACUGUCGUUUCCAAAGAUGCGUCAGUGCAGGAAUGCAAAUACCGUGCAGGAAUGGAAUAAAUCCUGUUCGUUCUCAAUCACUUCCUGAGAACUCAUGUCUGGAUAAUCUUCUUGCCAUUCUGCUCCGUUUGAAUCAUGAUCGUGAGGAUAAACUGAGCAACGGCUAUCACCAUCAUACUGAGAACCUAUCAAUCCAUGAAGUGAUCGGACGUCCGGAACCGAUAACUUUCGUGCCAAGACCCAAAUACAUCAAAAUGAAUGUGGUGGAAUGGGAACUCAUGAUUGCCUUGACGUCCGUCGAUUACCUCAAAAAAGUGGAGUUCAUGAAUCUCCUUGGCUCGGAAGACCGCUCGAUUCUCCUUAAAAAUCGGUAUCCUUCUUUUUCACUAUUUGCAAUCGCUCAUCAAUCGUUCGAUAAGAUGGGUCAGUCAUUUAUGUCCCUUCCUGAUACACUAGAAGUCAUACCGACUCUGGAGGAUGAAGGAGAUUUGGAGAGAAGCAUAAAGUGCCGGUUGACGGGUCGGAUAAAAGACCUGCAAGUGACAAAGGAGGAGUUCUUGUUGCUCACAAUGGUCUUCUUUUGUGAUGCAGGUCUCGCCGACUUGUCAGAAACCGGAAAAGCGCUCAUCGAAACCAACAAACACCACUUCACAUCUGCUCUCCUCGCCUACUGUAGACAGACGUACCCGCAGAAUGGACCAACUCGAUUCGCUGAUCUUCUCUCAUUGUUCCAUGUUGUAACGAAGACUUCCGAGGAUAUGUUUAUCCAUCAACUCUUGUUUUCCGUCAAGUACCCCGAUUUGACCUACACCAACGUCUUUGGACAGUGA
This is a messenger RNA of Caenorhabditis remanei, 1002 nucleotides long. RefSeq lists its product as uncharacterized. The record is from RefSeq and is a predicted model, not a curated record. Gene Ontology annotation, molecular function: sequence-specific DNA binding; DNA-binding transcription factor activity; zinc ion binding. The transcript is spliced from 3 exons. Gene Ontology annotation, biological process: regulation of DNA-templated transcription. The coding region runs from base 1 to 1002 and encodes 333 amino acids. Lineage: Eukaryota; Metazoa; Nematoda; Chromadorea; Rhabditida; Rhabditidae.